Messenger RNA from Lucilia cuprina (Australian sheep blowfly), 957 nucleotides. RefSeq names its product pre-mRNA-splicing factor Syf2. The transcript has a single exon. Lineage: Eukaryota; Metazoa; Arthropoda; Insecta; Diptera; Calliphoridae. Bases 99 to 776 code for a protein of 225 amino acids. Gene Ontology annotation, cellular component: catalytic step 2 spliceosome; Prp19 complex; post-mRNA release spliceosomal complex. The record is from RefSeq and is a predicted model, not a curated record.
AUGUUUAUUUGUAAACAAGACAAUAGUUAAACACGUAAAAAUUCACACGAUUUCUUAAAAAAUAUAAGAAAAAAACCUUUAAAAUCCACAAAAUUAUAAUGGAAAAGGAGAAAACUGCUGCCGAAAAACUAGCCGAACGCAAAGAACGUCUACGUAGUUUGCACAAACUCAGACAGGAGGCAAGAACCCACAAUCACCAAGAGGUCGUAGCAGAAGAUGCCCGUAAAAAACUGCCAAACAAUUGGGAGGCACGCAAGAGACAAGCAGACUGGCUACUAGCAGACGAAAAGGCUAGAGAAGAAGCCAAAGCCCAAGGAAAAGACUAUGACCGUCUUAAACUACUAGAAGUCUCUGCCUUGGAUGCUGAAAAGAUAGAAAAGAAAAAGAAGAAGAAAAAUCCUGAUCUUGGAUUCUCCACCUUCGAAGCACAGACUGCACGUCAAUAUAGUCGUUUAGUGAAAAAUAUGCCUGCUCGUGAUAUGGAAAAGUAUGAAAAACAAAAAGAAGAAUUGGGUGAAGCUUUCUAUGGCGGACCCAAUACUAUACUUCACGGUCUGGUUAAGGAUAAACCGUCGGCUAUUAAUAAUAUGGUUAAGGAUUUGGAACAGCAGAUCGAUAGACGUAAGAAAUACUCUAGAAGACGUAUUUACAAUGACGAUGCCGAUGUGGACUUUAUCAAUGAACGUAAUUCUAAAUUCAAUAAGAAAUUGGAGAGAUUCUAUGGUGAGCAUACGGCAGAGAUUAAACAGAAUUUGGAAAGAGGUACGGCUAUUUAGACAAAAGACAAGAUGGAGGCGUUUAAAAGCAAUACAUUAUGGGUAUUUGUUUUUUUAUACAUGCAGUAGUUUUAAGUGAAAUCAUAAAAAGUUUCAAUAGAGAAAAUUAUAUGCAAAUUAUCAGGGAAUUGUUUAACGUAACAGUAUUCCUGCCAAAAUUAAAUAUAAUUUCCAGAAAAAA